AUGGAGCCAGGCAAAGAGAGAGCCCUCCCUACCACUAAAGAGGGACUAAAACAGAUCGCAGGAAAGGCCCUCGGGAAUCUGUACAGGAGGCUGGAAAAACGGCAGCAAACAAGUGAGGCGAUCGAGCUGACGGAGGAUGGGAGACCCAGGGAGGACCAGGAGCGGAAGACGCCCCUGUGUGACUGCACAUGCUUCGGGCUUCCGCGCAGAUACAUCAUCGCUAUGCUGAGCGGGAUCGGCUUCUGCAUCUCCUUCGGUAUCCGGUGUAACUUGGGUGUGGCCAUCGUCAGUAUGGUUAAUAACAGCACAAUCCAUCAAAACGGGAAAAUCAUCAUCAAAGAGAAAGCUAAAUUCAACUGGGAUCCAGAGACUGUGGGGAUGAUCCACGGAUCCUUUUUCUGGGGUUACAUAAUUACGCAGAUUCCAGGAGGGUAUAUUUCCUCAAGACUGGCCGCAAACAGAGUUUUCGGGGCUGCCAUUGUGCUGACAUCCACCCUGAACAUGUUCAUUCCCUCUGCUGCCCGGGUGCACUAUGGAUGUGUCAUCUUUGUGAGGAUAUUACAAGGGUUGGUGGAGGGUGUGACUUACCCAGCCUGCCAUGGGAUCUGGAGUAAAUGGGCUCCACCUCUGGAGAGAAGUCGUCUGGCAACCAUCUCCUUCUGUGGAUCCUAUGCUGGUGCAGUGAUAGCCAUGCCUCUGGCCGGGAUCCUGGUCCAGUACACAGGAUGGUCCUCCGUCUUCUACGUGUACGGAUCCUUUGGGCUUAUUUGGUACAUGUUCUGGAUCCUGGUGUCGUAUGAGAGUCCAGCUGAGCACCCGACCAUCAGCGACGAGGAGCGGCGUUACAUCGAGGAGAGCAUCGGUGAGAGUGCUCAGCUGAUGGGUGCCAUGGAGAAAUUCAAGACCCCCUGGAGGAAAUUCUUCUCCUCUAUGCCCGUCUAUGCAAUCAUUGUGGCCAACUUCUGCAGGAGCUGGACCUUUUAUCUGCUCCUCAUCAGCCAGCCAGCGUACUUUGAAGAGGUGUUUGGCUUUGAAAUCAGCAAGGUUGGAAUUGUGUCAGCUCUUCCUCACCUGGUCAUGACCAUCAUCGUGCCACUGGGAGGACAGUUAGCCGACUACCUGCGGACUCACAACAUCAUGUCCACCACUACGGUCCGGAAAAUCAUGAACUGUGGAGGGUUUGGGAUGGAGGCCACUCUCUUACUCGUCGUCGGUUAUUCUCACAGUAAAGGUGUGGCCAUAUCUUUCUUAGUCCUGGCGGUGGGUUUUAGCGGUUUUGCAAUAUCAGGUUUCAAUGUCAACCAUCUAGACAUCGCUCCUCGCUAUGCCAGUAUCCUCAUGGGUAUAUCCAACGGUGUGGGUACUCUGUCAGGGAUGGUCUGCCCUCUAAUAGUGGGAGCCAUGACAAAGAACAAGACCCGAGAAGAGUGGCAGUACGUCUUCCUCAUUGCUUCACUGGUGCAUUAUGGGGGUGUGGUGUUCUAUGGGAUAUUUGCAUCUGGGGAGAAACAGCCAUGGGCCGAUCCCGAAGAAACCAGCGAAGAGAAGUGCGGCUUUAUAGAUGAAGACGAGCUGGCCGAGGAGACGGGCGACAUCACGCAGGGAUACGGCACCAUGGGGGGUCCGGCUAAAAGCUACGGGGCCACGGCUCAGCUCAACGGAGGCUGGGUUCAGGACUGGGAUAAGACGGAAGAGUAUGUGCAGGAGCCGGCGGGAAAGAUGUACGCUGAGGGUGGCUACUCUUAG
Molecule: messenger RNA, 1746 nt
Organism: Sphaeramia orbicularis (orbiculate cardinalfish)
Lineage: Eukaryota; Metazoa; Chordata; Actinopteri; Kurtiformes; Apogonidae
Gene: slc17a6a
Product: solute carrier family 17 member 6a
Exons: 12
Coding region: 1-1746 (581 amino acids)
Biological process (GO): transmembrane transport; regulation of synapse structure or activity; synaptic transmission, glutamatergic
Cellular component (GO): excitatory synapse; synaptic vesicle membrane
Molecular function (GO): L-glutamate transmembrane transporter activity; neurotransmitter transmembrane transporter activity
Source: RefSeq, a predicted model, not a curated record